Molecule: messenger RNA, 2490 nt
Organism: Fibroporia radiculosa
Lineage: Eukaryota; Fungi; Basidiomycota; Agaricomycetes; Polyporales; Fibroporiaceae
Exons: 11
Coding region: 1-2490 (829 amino acids)
Molecular function (GO): lipid binding
Source: RefSeq, a predicted model, not a curated record
AUGUCUCUUCCUGCGGCUCCCAAAGACAUAUCCGACACGCCCGCAGCAGGCUCUGUCGCUCAACCCGCAGACAGAGCCGCUCAGGCGGCCGAUGUAGACCGCAAGCUUCGCUUCUAUGGCGUCGUCUCUGCCUUUCGCGAGUCUCGCAUGCCCUCGAACGAACAAAUAGACAAAGCUCUCACCUAUGCCAUCAACCACUCCCCCGUCGACACAAGCGCGCUCUCUCCGGAUGGUCAGCGUCUUAUUCAAGAUUCCCGCGACAUCAUCGAGACUGCGCGUCUCAUGGUCAAGCAAAAGAAUGCAGAUGAAUUAUUUCAAAACUUCAUAUGGAACACACGGGCUGUCGACCCCUCCCAAGCUAAGAAAGACCCCAACGAAGUCCUUCCCGUCGACCAAGAAAAGGUCAAGAAUGAUGGCCAAGAAGCCGUUACUCACCUUCGUACCCUCCUCUCCCUCAUCCUGACGAAUUCGGAGGUUCGCAAGCUCGUGUCCGAUUUUUCUGUCAUUGGCCGUGACCUUCUCGCGCGCGGCGCCAGCAAAAUAGCAGAUGCCGCUCGCCCCGAUUCUGAUCGACUUGCUACGGUCGAUGAAACAGCCCCGCGCGACCAUUUUGUCACUGAAGGUGAUAGAGUCGCGGGACCAGACGAGACGCCCGUCCUCGAAGCACGUAUUCCUGGUACUGAUACCCGGGUAUCUCAACACCCUAAAGACCAGUUUGGCCAAGGAGCCACCGUAAGGCAGAGUGAUGGUGAAGUCAGAAGCGGCGCGCAGGCGCUCGACGAAGGUCAACAGCGCAAAGAUGAACUUGUUGAUCGUGGCAUGGAAGCAUCCAGGCAGAAAGACGAAACUCUUGGCGCUACUGGAGGUGAGAUGGUCCCCGACAAUCAGGAGGAUGCCGAGAUGAAAAAGAAUGGCCUUAUGGGCAGGCUGCGUGGUGUACGGGAUCAGAUGUCCGAUCGAAUGCCACAGGAACACAAAGAUCGGGCCAAUGAGCACUUUGACCGCGCGAAACAGUUCCUGAGUGAAGAAUACUUCCCACCAGAGCGUCGUGACCAGUUUAUCUACAGAGGGAAGAAGGUCAUUAUCGAAUGCCAGAAUCACAAGGACUACCAAGAAAGUGUACAAUGGCUUCUCGCCUUUUUGGAGGAGUAUGCCAGUCACGGCAAAACCAUUUCUGGACAUGCAAAGGAUUCGCAUGAUAUAAUGCGUAGUGACGAUAGUCUACAGUUGGCGAUGUCCGAGUUACGCACUCUUUUGGAGCGUUUCGCAAACGGAAUGAGUCUGGGUGUGAUUGGUGAUACUCUUCAGACACUCUAUCAGGACGCACAACAGGACGAGGAGCUGAGAGAAUGGUUCCGUUCGUGUGAUAAGUAUUCACGUAGGGUGCUCUUGGAGUCUGGCUACGUGCUAGAACCACAAUGCAACAAUGAAGCGAAUAAACUGAUGGAAAGUGGACGUCGCUUCUAUGACGGAAAGUAUAAGGGACACUUCGAUGCGCUAUUCUCGUCAAUGACAGACUGGUUCACCGCGUUUGGUGACGAUCCUCUCAACCAAAGGUUCGGCAACGACUGGGCGCGUCUUACUAAGGAUCUCCUGUUUGACGACGAGGGCAGCCUUAAGUUCAAGCCGGAUCUUUGGAUGGACAUUCGGAAGGUCAUCCUGCCAAGCAUCAUAGACAGAGUCGGAUAUGUUCCUAUCCCACGCGUCGAGUAUACCGAUGAAUCGCUGGAUCUCGUCAUUGAGAAUCUUGCGCUAUCUGGUCGCAACUUGUUCCCAAAUAUCGUUGCUAUGGAAGCACACAACUACCUUAAAUUUAGCCCGUACAAUGCUAUCUCAGAUGAGGGUCAACAUGAGUUCACGUUUACGUUUAGCCAGAUCCAGGCAGAUAUGCGCGAUGUGGCGUUCUAUUUCAACAAGAAGAAUGGAUUCCCGAAGAUAUCGGAUUCAGGUAUCGCGGACGUGUUGAUGGGCGGAGAGGGUUUGACUGUCACCGCCCAUAUCGCCUCUUCGGGGAAGGACCGUUCAAGCGUGUUCAAUGUGAAGGAUGUCCAUGUGAAAAUCAGCACGCUCAAAUUUUCGAUCCGGGACUCGAAGCAUGAUUUCUUGUACAAGACGCUCCGUCCGCUUGCAACUGGCUUGGUAAAGAAGCAGGUGCAGAAGGCCAUUUCGGAUGCCGUGCGCACAGGGCUGGAGUACGUUGAUGGGCAGCUUGUCGCCGUUCGCGAUCGCAUGAACGAGGCGAAGGCAAACCCUAAUAUGAGCCAGACGCAGGUACUGCAGGAGCUCUUCCAGCGGAAGAAAGAGGAGGCACAGAGCACAAAGUCGCGCACAGAAGAAAAAUCAGGGCAGUUCAAAGUAGUGUCGAAACGCGAUUCGGCAAUUUUAGCGAAUGCGGGGCGUCCCGAAGGCUGGGCAAACCGCAUACAGGAACGUGCAGAAGUUGCAACUCAUGGCAAGGAUUGGCGCAGCGAGGCAUUUUCUAUCGUCUGA